UUGAUUUUUAGGGAAACCGUAUCGUAUCGUAUUGGUAUUUACUGCAAAGCACUUUAAUCUUAUAUAAAAGAUGUUUUAAUUUAAAUAUGGAAGAGUCUAAAAACGAAACUCUGGACCUCGCAAGGCGUGGGUUGAAGAAAAUAGAGAAAGCGCCUGCAGACGAAUCUAAGACGAUUAUUAAUUUAAUCCUCGAUCAGAAUGAGUUGCAGAGACUUGACAACAUAGACACCUAUAAUCGUGUUGAAAACCUGUCAAUAUGCAACAAUUUCCUAAUGCGUAUGCAUGGGGUGUCCCGUCUGACCAAUAUCCGCAUACUUGCCCUGAAUAAUAACAAUAUACUUCAGAUUGAAGGCCUGAAGGAUUUGAUUUACCUGAAAGUACUAAAACUAGCUGGUAACAACAUCAAGUCGAUUGAGCAUUUGAACAACAAUAUGCAUUUGGAACACCUUGACCUGUCUAACAACCAAAUAUCAUUUAUUGCUGAUAUAUCAUAUUUGAAACACCUAAAGCAUUUAGGCCUGGAAAGAAACCGCAUUAUCGACCUCCGUCAAUGCGACCGCUACCUUCCUCCACAUUUGGAACAUCUUGGGCUCGCACAUAAUAACAUUCAGGAUUUAAACGAGAUCUGUCACCUGGUGCAUCUGAACAAGCUUGACAGUUUCACCGUUCAAGGCAACCCUUGCGUCGCAAUGGCUGGCAAAGACAAAUUAGGGUUCGACUAUCGGCCGUUUGUGUUGAACUGGAUUAUGAGCGUUAAGUCCAUUGACGGCUUCGUCGUCAGUGCUAUGGAGAGUUUAAAAGCAGAAUGGCUGUAUAGUCAGGGUAAAGGUAGACAUUACCAUGCCGGGCAACAUCAAGAGCUGUGCGAAUACUUAGCGUCCACGUGUCCGCUCACCGCUGACGCUUUAGAGACGGAGGACCAAAGAAAACUACGCCUUAUUCUAAGCAAAGCUCAGCAACACCAGCAACAAUUGAAAGAUCAAAACCACAGUUCUUUGAAACCGAAGUUACAAUCGCCCAGAGUUCAAUCUCGCAUCGCCUCACGUCAUAUGGGCAGGUCGCCGGAUCGGUUGACAUCCAGUUACCAUUCAGCGAUGUCAAAAACAAAUUCGCCCUCCCACCAAAUGUCUAUGUCUUGUUCCGGAGACAUAGCAGGUGUACCACAAGUGAUGAGCCAGAGUUUUGAUUCGCCCGGUCUUAUGUACGCGUUGGAGAAAAAGGACAAAGAAAAGGAGAAAGAAAAAACGUCAGAGCAAUCCCCACCUAAACCAGUGAACCAUUCAUUGGAAGCAGCAUCCAAGAUGGUUCCAGUUCCAGAAUCCCUCAUGAGUCCGGACUAUCAGGACCCCAUAUAUGACAUCCAAAGGACAAUUCCGAAGCCCACUAACAACUCUGUCAAUAGCAUCUCGAACACUUCUUCACAAUCAAGCAACAGUAGCUUGCACGAAGAGAAACCUCACAGGCAAAUUGUUCAACCAAACAAAAACAUAAGAGGAUCACCGAAACUAACGAAAAGUGCCACUUCCAGUCCAAAAUUAAAGUCUAAAAUGGAACGGAAAUGCAGUCUACCUAAAUCUGAAGUUAAAGAAGAUAAAAAGAUCAAUGGUAUUACAAAAGAACAAUCUACGGAUGAAAUAGACCAAGACAAAUUGGAGAUAAUCAAAUUAGCAUCAAAUCAAAGGCGACAGAAGAAGAUGAGCGUCGAGUCUAUGGCCGCGGUUACUAUACAAAAAAUGUGGAGGGGGUACAGAAGUAGGAAUCUCAAUAAGGACACGCUGAGGAUACUGCAUGCUAUACAGGCGGCUAGAGCGAGACAACAUAUACAGAGAUUGACAUGCGACAUGGAAGCCACUAAAGCAGCUCUAGAGAGCGAGAGAAAAAUACAACAGUUGCAGAUGCAGGCCAUCAACGCGCUCUGGAAAAAAGUCUCCACGCUACAAUCUUCUGAGCCACAUAAACAGAAGACGUGCGACCUAGAAGAUAGCACGGAGGCAGUACGUCAGCUGACCGAGACGUGCGCCCGUCUGCAGCGGCAAGUGGCCGAGCUGCAGGGGUGUAUGCAGGAAGUGGUGCGGUGUGUGUGCACGCACACGCGUGCACAGGCCGCCACGCAGACUGAGCUCACGUGCGUCACCACGCCCCAACCGCAGGAAGAACGGCAUAGUUGGCUGAAGAGACCGCAGUCAUUGCCGUUGACUGCCGCCUCUGCACCCGCACCUGAUAUUCCUCAACCAAACGAACCACCAAUCGAUAAACCCAACGAAAUUGACUCUAUCGACAUAGAACGCACAGAGUCCGUUAUCGAAGAAGAUAAAUCAGCGGGAGCCAGUUUAGAAACCGAUCGAGACCGCAGCGUGAUCGUUGAUUGAUGGUUAAGCAAAACCAUUCUUAUUACUGUAGAAUAAGGUGCGGUGGUGCAGCUGAAGCAAAGCUCUGUAUGGUGGCUUGGUAGGAGAAAAGGUAUAUUGUUAAAUGUCGGUGUUUGUAGGUGUGGCAGUAUCGUUGUGCAAGCCUAAAUUAUUUUGAUCACUUCGUCCAUUUCGAAUUAUAAAAUAAUUUACUAGAAAAUUGAUAGCAGAUCUAAAAAAAAGUUAAUUAUUGAGUGAAAAAGAAUAAAAAAUUAUAUAAAUAAAUGCGUAAGUGAAGAAAAUAAUCGAAUGUUUAAAUUAAUUUAAAUUCGUUAGUUAACGUAAAAUGGACGGAGAUGAGUAUAAUCAUUGAUAAAUUGAACAGCUAGUAGUGCAAUAUCUGUUGUCGAGUAGUUGAAUAUUGAAAAACGGAAGUUGAAUUUUAUAACAGAGGAGAUAACGCUUUCGCUGAAUUUUUCUUGCCAGUGCAAAUCCUGACAGAAUAAUCUAAAGUAUUGAACAUUAGUUAAGUAAAUCACGUGUUGCCAGCCUUUUAUCGUCAUUAGUGUCGCCAA
Diatraea saccharalis (sugarcane borer) is the source of this 2923-nucleotide messenger RNA. The record is from the annotation of a GenBank genome assembly. NCBI's taxonomy places the organism in Eukaryota, Metazoa, Arthropoda, Insecta, Lepidoptera, Crambidae.